AACGUCACAUGAUUCAACUCAGCUGGGUCAAGUGCAGAGAACGCCUCCACAACAUGGAGUUGGGGAGCGGAAAGGUAGCGAGAAGUGCGGGCGAGAGAUAGAGAAGGGGUCGGCAGCAGAAGAGAGCGAGAGGACGUUAGGCGAUAGGGACGCAGACCUUUAAUAGUUAGCUAUAUUGCAAAAGCGAGGCCUCAAGUCAUCGGUUUAAUGCCCCGUUCGGCAACAAGAGUUCAAGCACUGAGGCACAGUCAUCUGACGGCGUGAGGGGCUCCUUCAAUACAGUGCGCCUGGCUCUCGAAAAGGCCGGCGCUUCCCCGGAGAACUGGGAGGCUUUAACGUUGAACUGACAGGGUCCGUCACUCUGAGCGUCAGCUCCGAGGAGCAUUGGAGGAGGGAGGGCCUCUGCCACUCUCAGCAAGGAGGAGCGGAGGAAGAGGGUCUCGGCCAUUGCCAGCAACGAGGACGGGAAGACGAGGAGGAAGAUAAUUCGCUGUCCGGGAGGAGGAGGAGGGGUGUGACGAUGAAUGCCAUUGUGGCUCUGUGCCACUUCUGCGAGCUGCACGGUCCCCGGACCCUGUUCUGCACCCAGGCUCUGCACUCGGCCCUGCCGCUGGGAGGCACGGGAGGGGAGUGUGGUGCUGCUGACGACGAGGAAGGGGGCAUCCAGAUGGGGGCACAGGCACGCAGCCCGGCUGACGGGGGCAGCGAAACCUCAGGGAGCCCCGGACUUAGGAGGGCCGAAAUGUGUGAGGGCUGCCGCUCCUUCUCUCUCGGCCACCCGGGUUACGUCAGCCUGGACCAGGAGGCCUCUGUCAAGUACGUCAGCCACCAGCACCCCACCCGCCCACAGCUCUUCAGCAUCGUCCGGCAGGCCUGCGUCCGCAGCCUCAGCUGUGAGGUGUGCCCAGGCCGGGAGGGGCCCAUCUUCUUCGGGGACGAGCAGCACGGUUUUGUCUUCAGCCACACGUUCUUCAUCAAGGACAGCCUGGCUCGGGGCUUCCAGCGCUGGUACAGCAUCAUCGUGGUGAUGACCGACCGGCUCUACCUCAUCAACUCGUGGCCCUUCCUCUUCGCCGCCGUCCGCGCCAUCAUCGGACAGCUGCAGGCCAGCGCGCUGAGGGUGUUUGAGGGAGAACAGUAUGGCUGCCCCCAGCGGGCCCACCGGAUGAACACGGCCUUCACCCCCGGCGCCUUCCUGCACCAGCGCAACGGGAGCGCGGCACGGUCUCUGCCGUCACUCACCAAUGCCGGCAACCUCUGGGCCUCUCUGCACACUAGCUUUGCCUGGCUGCUGAAAUCCUGCGGAAGUCGUCUGACCGAGAAGCUUCUGGAAGGUGCCCCCACUGAGGAUACCCUGGUCCAGAGGGAAAAGCAAGCAGAAUUAGAGGAAGACUCCCUUUCCUGGGAGGACUCAGAACGCCCGCCCCGCCCCAUCGAUGAAGCAGUUGGCCCCCACGAGGGGAUGCUGGGCUCUUCGCAGCUGGGUCAUGCCGCUGAGUGUGCCUGGGGCUCCGGCCGGGCCUUAUGCCCUGGGCCGUCUCCAGUCUUCCGCUCCCUACGCCACAUGAGGCAGGUCCUGUCCCCAGUGUCCUUCCACGUUCUUGCCUGGCACGUGUUGAUGGGGAACCAGGUCAUCUGGAGGGGUCCCAACCGCAAGCUGAUCGAAUCAGCCAUCGAUGUUCUCGUGACCAUGCUUCCGGUGGGUUGUGUCCGCAAGGUUCCCUACAGUAACUGCUACGAGGAAGCCUACCGCUGCAAUUUCCUGGGACUGAGACCCGAGGUGCAGAUCCCUUCGCACAUCGCCGCCUCCGAGUUCUGUGUGGUGGUGGAUGUCCGGCCCCUCCACUCUCCAUCACCCACCAGCCACGGUGACCAGGACCCCCUUGGCAGCUACGAGUUCACCGUCAGCAGCAGUGCCAUGGUGACCGAUCGAGGUCCCACCAUUCUGAGUAAACUGGAAGCUGCCUUGAGCAACGAGAGCUUGUCGGUGGAGGUGGUGGAUCAAUGUCUCAUCUGCCUCAAGGAGGAGUGGAUGAAUAAGGUGAAGGUGCUGUUCAAGUUCUCCCGGGUUGAUAGCCGCCCCAAGGAGGACACGCAGCGGCUCCUGGCUGCCCUGGGAGCCAGCGACGAGGACAACGUCAAGCUCCUCAAGUUCUGGAUCACUGGACUCAGCAAGACCUACAAGUCCCACCUCCUGUCCAGCGUCCGGGGUGGUGCCAUGCCCCCGACAGAGGCCCACAAUUAGCGGGUGGACCCAGUGAGGCAAAGGAGGUGGGCGGGGGAUGCAGAGGAGCGAGGAGUGGUGUAAGGGAAUUGUAUUAACACCAGUGGAGACACAGUCAAUGACAUGGGGCUCUGUGGGAGUGGGGUCGCUGAGGGAACUGGAUUAAUGUCUGUGGGGUUCCAGUCAGUGACAGGACGCUGGGGAGAGGGUUCGCUGAGAGACUGUGUGAAGGAGCUGGAUUAAUGUCAGUCCGGAUACAGUCAGUGACACAGGGCGCUGAGAGGGACGGUCCACUGCGGGAGCUGUAUUAAUGUUAAUGAGGAUACUGUCAAUGACGCAGGGUGCGGAGGGAGGCAAGUCACUGAGGGCCAGUGAGAGGGAGCUGGAGAAACUUUGGCUCCUGAGGCCAUUCUGCAGAAGUCAGAUGUUUCGGUUCUGGAUACUACUGAUGCACCUUUUAAUCUAACACAGGGACUGAGAGUUUGGAUGUGUGUUUUCAAUGACAAUUUUGCUUUAAGUGUGUGUUUAACUUUGUAAUUAGUAUUUUCUUUAUUAAAGCCAGUGUUCUACUGUA
This is a messenger RNA of Hypanus sabinus (Atlantic stingray), 2798 nucleotides long. RefSeq names its product folliculin (gene flcn). Gene Ontology annotation, biological process: positive regulation of GTPase activity; positive regulation of transforming growth factor beta receptor signaling pathway; positive regulation of TORC1 signaling. Gene Ontology annotation, cellular component: cytosol. The coding region runs from base 521 to 2245 and encodes 574 amino acids. NCBI's taxonomy places the organism in Eukaryota, Metazoa, Chordata, Chondrichthyes, Myliobatiformes, Dasyatidae. The record is from RefSeq and is a predicted model, not a curated record. Gene Ontology annotation, molecular function: GTPase activator activity. The transcript is spliced from 12 exons.